AGCUCUUACGAAGUUUAGUGAAUAGCGCCCCUGGUGCGGUAAUUAUGCACUUUUGGUUUAGCAAUAUAUGUAAUGCUUUAGAAAUAGCUCGGCAAAGGUAACUUUUAUUGCCCUGAAAAGCAAUAUCAUGUCUACUACGCACAAGUAAGGGAUAGAAUAUCGAUGUGAUUUCAACUACACACGAAUGAGGGACGUUUGGAAUGUAUGGUUAGCUACCUCGAUACCACGGUUUGCCAGGUUUUCGUGCGCAUUAAACUUUCAUCAACAUAUACCGUACAUGCUUAACGAAGAGACAAUAACGCACCUUCGGGCAACUUCAACACGAUUAAAUAUUUAAUUAGACGCAUUGUUAAUCGGCCUAUAAACGUGAAAAUCUUACUAUGUUGUGAUGGACCAAGCUGGAUCACAUCCGUUCAUAUUGAUCGAAUUAUCACAUUACUCAAACAGUUUUAUCCGUUGUUUAAUUGUAUCAGAUUGGCAGAUUUUUUCGUAGUAAGGCAGGAAUGGAAAACUUUGCAGGUGAAAUCAUCAGAAGUAGCAAAAUUAAAAAAAAGCGGGACUGUCCCGCCUAAAGCGAGACGUAUGGUAAGCCUAUAAUAGGAAGCAAGAUUUGCUAGUUAUUUUUUAUCUCCGCCUUCUAAAAAACUAUUUUAUACAUUGGAAACUGAAAAUACUUGAGCAAUUUGUGAUCGUUAUGUAAAUUUUCGGGCAUGUGUGUCGUAAUCACAGCCCAAGCAUUUCGUCGACAAACAUUCAUACAUAUCUAUUUUUAUUCGAUGCCAUUCGUCGUACAUAAAAUAAAAUUCUAGCUAAAUUCGAAAUAUGCAAUAUGACAUUUUCUUGCUUAGAUGGUUAAGUACUUCUUUCAGAUUAUGAAUACUUUUGUCUAUGUAAAUCGAGGUAACCGUAACAGAAAUUUUUUUGCGUUUUGUUUGCUUGUGAAAGAAUCCCAAAAGAGCAAUUAAAAUAUAUGAACCAAAUGAAUGAAAUCUAGUGGCAUCGAAAUCAAGCUUAUAACUCGGAAGCAAUAUAUAUAUAUAUAUAUAUUUUUUCAUAUUAGUGUCGAUCUGUUUUUGGACACAUUGCAUUUUCCAACAUUAUGAAGUCAUCAUAUAGACACACAUUAAACAUGAUCGUGCGUAAAAUGUGGAAUAACAGGGAUGCUAUGCCAAUGAUUGCAGCAUUGUCAAAUACCAAUGACAAAAUGGAAUAUUCAAACACCACAUGCAUCUACAUUAUUCGAUAAAGAAAUUACAAUUGGUAUUGUGCUCUUCGAGUUUCAGGCUAAUAUUGUGUAUGCAUCCCAUCUCCAAGAUUAAUAUUUACAACACCACAUAUAUUUAUGUUGUCAUUACGUGAAAUAUAAACUUUCAAUUUAAUGCCACUAUCGCGUCGGCAUUCUUUAGCAGCCAUCAACAUAUAGCGUACAAUGCUGAACAAAGAGACAGUAACGCACAUUAGGGCAACUUCAGUACGAUUAAAUAUUUAUUUAUUCAGUUACACGGAUCGUUAACCCGACCCAUAAACGUUAAAGUCAAUGUUUGUCUUACGCGUAUAAGGACCCAGCUGGUAUCACAUACGUUUAUAUUAAUCGUAUUAUUAUAUUACUCUGACAGUUUAAAAGGUUUUUAGUUAUACCAGUUGACACAUUUUUUCGUAGUGAGGCAUGAAUGAAAAACUUUACAGGUAAAAUCAUCAGGUGUAGAAAAAUUCAUGUGUUCAUUUUUAUUCAAUACUGUUGUUUCGAACGGAAACGUCGAACGGGACUUCCACGUUUCGGCGAUUCUUAACGUUAGUUCAUUUCCUUCGAGAUCGAAUGUGUAAAUUUGAUAGCCGGCCUUCGUGUUGUUGGGGCUAACGAUGACGUUCUUUGCCGUUUUGUCGUGUGCAUGACCGCAUGGCGUCUGCCUGUCUAAGGCCGAGACUCGGGGGACCAGAUUCCGUCCGAUGUUUUAACAUUCUCCAGCUACCACAAUGUUCUAAUUUAUGUCAACUUCGGUAUUUAAAAGCAAUGAAAUGUGAAAUCUCAUUUCGCGAAAAACUGAUUUAAGCGCAUUGAUACAUCACAAUUUAUAUAGAUAACAGCAGGCACAUGAUGUCGGCUACCGUGCACCUCGCUUGUUAACGUUAAACAUUAUUGCCGUUGAAGCUUGGACCCGACAGUAAAAUGUUCGUCGUUUGCAAAUUGGAGACAGCAGCUAAUCAGAUUGCAUGGUGAGCUUGAAUUUCCCGAGUAUAACAAUCUUGCGUAAUAGGCCGUUGCUGUCUUAGUACAGAUGCUUGCAACUUAAUUGUAUAAAUAAGGGAUUUCUAGUCUUGUUAAAAUCAAGUCAAAAAAUCUAACCUUAAAUCUUGAUAUUGAUUCUUUGUCGCGGGGUUUAAUUGAAAAAUAACUCUAAAAUCCCAUUGUGGCCUAAUUAUCGAAACUCUAAAUUUAAAAGAACAAAGAAGCCACUAAAUCAACCUUGUUUUCACGAUUUGUUUACACCAAUAAUGUGUAAUGAUUUAGAAAGCUCUCGAUAUCUUUUACGCACUAUUAAGAGAUAGAACAGCUAGCAAUGAUUUCAACUACGAACGAGGAAGAGACAUUUGUAAUCUUAAGUACAUCUAUACCAGGUAGGUUUCCGUGCGCCUUAAGAUUGGUAUGUAGAUAACGCAAAAUAAUAAUAGAUUUUUUUUGCAAAACAUUCAGAAAUGAUUAAUAAAUAUGGAAUUGUUUACAUUAUUACUUUGUAUCUUUGUAUUGUUGUGUUUUGUAAUUAUUUAUAAUCUGAGAUGGUUUCUGGACUUUAUGAGAAGGUACAGGAAUUCUUGUGAAGCAACCAGAGACAUCGGGUGCGAAAAACCACACUGGUUACUUGGACAUCUUCGAAUAUUAAAACCCACUGAAGCAUCUUUCUUUUAUAUUAGCAAACUAACAAAAAUAUACCCUAAACUUUCCCCUCGAUGGCUGGGACCGUUCGUCGUAUAUCUAGAAUGCUAUCACCCGGAUUCUAUGAAGCCAAUUCUGGCUACAGAUGAACCAAAGGACGAGGUUGCAUAUCGAUUUCUUCGACCGUGGAUUGGCGAUGGCUUACUAACCAGUUCGGGACGUAAAUGGAAAAGAAAUAGACGUCUUCUGACACCGGCAUUUCACUUUGGAUGCCUCAAGCAAUAUAUGACAUGUAUAAACAACGCUGCCUCAAUAAUGCUGGGUAAAUGGGUUCAAAGGGCGAAUAAAGCUAUUUCGGUUGAAAUUUCCCACGAUGUUAGUUUGAUGACGCUUGACAAUAUUCUAAGAUGCAUUUUAUCAAAAGAUUCUGGAUGUCAACUCGACGAAAAUAACGAGUAUCUCAAAGCUGUAAAACUGUUAUCGGAAGUCGCCAUGAUACGACUUUUUAACCCUUUGUAUCAUCUUGAUUUUAUCUUUUACUUGACCCCAUUGGGACGAAGAUAUAAAAAAGCGUGUCAAGUAGCCCACGAUUACUCCGAACGUUCCAUAAACGAACGAAAAGUAGCAAUGGCUGAAUCAACAGGAACGCCACAUGUACGGGACUUUUUGGACACGCUUUUGAGCGCGAAAGACGAUGACGGAAUCGGCUUAUCCCACCGGGAAAUAUGUGAUGAGGUCAACACAUUUUUGUUUGAAGGCCACGACACAGUAUCUAGUGGUAUAUCAUGGGCAUUUUAUAACCUUGCAGCUAAUCUAAAGCACCAAGAGUUGUGCAGAAAAGAGGUGUUAGAAGUUCUUAAUGGAAGGAAGACAGUGGAGUGGGACGAUUUGCCAAAAUUUAAGUACUUGUCGAUGUGUAUAAAAGAAAGCAUGCGUCUCAAUCCGCCUGUAUUUAGUAUAGCAAGGACUACUUCGAAGUCUUUGUUUUGUCCCAGGGCGUUCGGAUCAGACCAGUACAAUACAGAUCGAAAACCGAAUUCGGGUUGUGAGGCAUCCAGAUUAUUACCAAAAGAUUUCAAUGUCAGCCUGGGAAUAAUUCUUUUGCAUAGAAACCCGCACAUUUGGAAGAAUCCUGAUAUGUUCGAUCCUGAGCGGUUUGAUCUGGAAAAUAUAGCUAGUCGAUCAUCGCAUGCUUACUUACCAUUUUCGUCUGGUCCCCGAAACUGCAUUGGGCAAAAUUUGGCAAUGAAUGAAAUGAAAGUCGUGUUGGCACUGGCACUCUCCCAGUUUUAUAUAACUGUAGAUGAGUUCUAUCCUAGACCAGAAUUUGAAAUGCAUGUCGUUUUGCGCCCCAAAAACGGAAUUCAUUUAAAACUGGACAAGAUUUUAAUAAUAAGUAUUCAGAUGGAAAUGUAUACAUUCUUACUUUGUAUCGUCGCGUUGAUGUUCUUCGUAUUUUUUUAUAAUCUGAGAUGGUUUCUGGACUUUAUGAGAAGGUACAGGAAUUCUUGUGAAGCAACCAGAGACAUCGGGUGCGAAAAACCACACUGGUUACUUGGACAUCUUCAGAAAUUAAAACCAACUGAGGCUUCAAUUUAUUAUGCUGCCAAACUAACGCAGAUAUACCCUAAACUUACUCUUCGAUGGUUUGGACCAUUUGUCGUAUAUUUAGAAUGUUAUCACCCGCACUCCAUAAAGCCAAUUCUGGCAACAGAUGAACCAAAGGACGAGGUUGCGUACCGAUUUCUUCGGCCAUGGAUUGGCGAUGGCUUACUCACAAGUUCGGGGCGUAAAUGGAAUAGAAAUAGACGUCUUCUGACGCCAGCAUUUAACUUUGGAGCCCUCAAUCAAUACAUGACGUGUAUAAACAGCUCUGUCUCAAUAAUGUUGGGUAAAUGGCUUAAAAAGGCGGUAAAAGGUACUUCGGUAGAAGUUUCUCACGAUGUUAGUUUGAUGACGCUUGACAAUAUUAUAAGGUGUAUUUUAUCAAAAGAUUCUGGUUGUCAACUCGACGAAAAUAACGAGUAUCUUAAAGCUGUAAAAUUGUUAUCGGAGGUCGCCAUGAUACGGCUUUUCAACCCUUUGUAUCAUAUUGACUUCAUUUUUUACUUGACCUCAUUGGGACGAAGAUAUAAAAAAGCGUGUCAAGUAGCCCACGAUUAUUCGGAACGUAGCAUAAACGAACGAAGAGCGGCAAUGGCUGAAUCAACAGAAACACCUCAAGUACGGGACUUUCUGGGUACGCUUUUGACCGCAAAAGAUGACAACGAAAUCGGCUUGUCCCACCAGGAAAUAUGUGAUGAGGUCAACACAUUUUUGUUUGGAGGCCACGACACUGUAUCUAUCGGUAUUUCGUGGGCAUUUUAUAAUCUUGCAACCAAUCUAAAGCACCAAGAGUUGUGUAGAAAAGAAGUGUUGGAAGUUCUUAACGGAAGGAAGACAGUGGAGUGGGACGAUUUGCCAAAAUUAAAGUACCUGACGAUGUGUAUAAAAGAAAGCCUGCGACUCAACCCGUCUGUAUUUAGUAUAGCUAGAAAAACUUCGAAGCCUCUGUUCUGUCCCAGGGCGUUCGGAUCAGAUCAGUACAAUACAGAUCCAAAAUCGAAUCCGGGUUGUGAAGCAUCCAGAUUAUUACCGAAAGAUUUUAAUGUAAGCCUGGGAAUAAUUCUUUUGCAUCGCAAUCCGCACAUUUGGAAGGAUCCAGAUACAUUUUAUCCUGAGCGAUUUAAUCCCGAAAAUAUAGCUAAUCGAUCAUCCCAUGCCUAUUUGCCGUUUUCGUCUGGUCCGCGAAACUGCAUGGGGAAAAAAUUGGCGAUGAACAUAAUGAAAGUCGUGUUGGCACUGGCACUCUCCCAAUUUAGAAUAACUGUAGAUGAGUUGUAUCCCAAACCAGAAUUUGAAUUGCAUCUCCUUCUGCGUCCUAAAAACGGAAUUCAUUUGAAACUGGAAAAAAUGACUAAUGUAUGAUAUAUACUGAGUAUUGAAAUGUAAUAUAGUUCAUUGCGAAAUAUACGUGACUAUAAUCCACAGUUCUCAACAGAAAUCAUGGCUGAUUACAAAAUUAGUUAUCUGUCUAUAUCUGCUCGUUGACUACUAUAUACAAUGGAGACCAAAAUAGCAAUUCGAGUUCGUUAGGUAUAUUUUUAUGCAUGCAUUUCGAAAUUGCAACCCAAGCAUUUCGUAUCAUAGACUGGUUAUAAAAUAUAUCAAUGCUUCUCUCUAGCAAAUGCAAAUUGAGAAAAAUUUUCUAUUACAAAUGCUGAAGUGACUAUCUUUAUAUUUGUUCAUUCAUGCGUGCCAUACUUUGUAAUGCAAUGAUAUAAUAUGCAAUAUACCCUUAUCACUAACUUCCAUACAUACUUACUGAAACUGCCUCUUUCCGUUAACCGAUUUUAUCACCUUAAAAGAAAUGGUUUCGUCCACGAUUUUACCAAUUGUGACUUCAUAAUAUCUUGCGCGCUUUUGCAAAUCGUUAUGCUUCUGAAACAUUGAUUCGACCUUUUCCGGAUUUCGGGAUUGCGAAUUUGCAGUUCAAGGUUUUAAAUGUCUUUUUGAUAUAAUUAUAAUUAACAAUAAUAUAUAAUCAACUAAAUAUACUGAACUGUUCCCCAUGGCGAUUGUUUGUAAGCUACAUUGUCAUUUUCGUGUUUAAGUUUAUUAAUUUUAUAUUUCGCCCGUAUAGUUUUUUUUGAAUGAUUAUUUUUGUUACCAGUCGUUAACUUUUAUUUUAAUGCGUUUUUAAUAAUUUAUUUUGGCAGUGGAUAUGACAAGUGUAAUUGGUGUAAUACAUCAUCAAUUAUAACA
Molecule: messenger RNA, 6676 nt
Organism: Styela clava
Lineage: Eukaryota; Metazoa; Chordata; Ascidiacea; Stolidobranchia; Styelidae
Source: RefSeq, a predicted model, not a curated record